Molecule: messenger RNA, 3512 nt
Organism: Trichomycterus rosablanca
Lineage: Eukaryota; Metazoa; Chordata; Actinopteri; Siluriformes; Trichomycteridae
Gene: ampd3b
Product: adenosine monophosphate deaminase 3b
Exons: 16
Coding region: 107-2452 (781 amino acids)
Biological process (GO): AMP metabolic process; IMP salvage
Cellular component (GO): cytosol
Molecular function (GO): AMP deaminase activity
Source: RefSeq, a predicted model, not a curated record
UGCUGUCAGCUAUUUUUAUUUCAAAAGAAUAACACUUUGUCAGAGACACAUACCGAACUGGAAAGCAUUUGUACGUUUAAAACGUGAAGCAUCUGUUAGGUUGAUCAUGGACACACAGACGCAGAUGAAGAAAAAGGCGCCCCAUCUGAGCAAGCAACAGACCAUGCCUUCUUUAAGCAAGGACAUGCCACGGCAAUUUCAAAAGAUCUCUGUGUCUGAGGUGGACGAGCAGGUGAAGCGGCUGGCAGAGAGGGUGUACGCUUCAGCCAUAAACGAGGAAAACACCAAGGAUGCCCUGGCCAUGUUCACAGUGCCUGAGGACUGCCCUAUUGGCCUUCAUCAGGCGAAGGAAAUGGAAUUACGUAAAGAGAUAGCCGAGGAAAAUUCACUAGAGAGUGUUAAAAGGAAGAAUAAUCUAAGGCUGAUUCGCACCCAGUCGAUUUCCCUUCAGAUCCCUGGUGCAAAUGAGUGGGCUAUGUCUGUGAUCGCCCCUCUGAUUACCGCUGACUCCACUGAUGAACCUGGACCCCCUACUCAACCCAGCAUCCCAGAGUAUCAGAGAGUCACCAUCAGUGGAGACUACUGUGCAGGGAUCACAGUGGAGGAUUAUGAGCUGGCAGCCAAAAGUCUGUUGAAGGCAUUACUUAUCAGAGAGAAAUACUGUCGCUUUGCAUAUCACCGCUUCCCUAGAACCACUGCCAAGUUUCUAAGCAGUGCCAGUAAUAAGAUAUGGAGUGAAGAGGAGGACGUUCUACAAGAUAGCACCCCCUGUCCCGCUGAGGGUGAAGACCCGUAUAGCAUGGAAGACAUCCCUCAGAACCUAAACUACUCCCUGAAGAUGAAAGAUGGCAUCGUAUAUGUGUAUGAGACUGCAGAGGACCUGAGUCAGAACAAGCCACACUGUUUGCCGUACCCUGACAUGGAGACCUUCACUAUUGACAUGGCUCAUGUUCUUGCCAUGAUUGCUGAUGGACCAACAAAGACUUACUGUCACAGACGAUUAAACUUCCUGAUGUCUAAGUUCUACCUGCAUGAGAUGUUAAACGAGAUGGCAGAGCUGAAAGAACUGAAGAUGGUUCCACACAGAGACUUCUACAAUGUCAGGAAGGUAGACACUCACAUUCAUGCAGCAGCCUGCAUGAAUCAGAAACACCUACUGCAGUUUAUACAGGAAACAUAUAAGACAGAAGCAGAACGGAUGGUGAUGGACAAUCGCGGCAAGAAGAUGACCCUUAAGCAGGUGUUCGAGAACCUCAAAAUGGACCCUUAUGACCUUACAGUGGACUCACUGGAUGUGCACGCUGGUAGACAAACAUUUCAUCGAUUUGACAAGUUCAACUCCAAGUACAACCCAGUGGGUGCAAGUGAACUUCGUGAGAUCUACCUAAAAACUGAUAACUGCAUUAAUGGAGAAUACUUUGCACGUCUUAUCAAGGAAGUGGCUCAUGAUCUGGAGACGAGUAAGUACCAGUAUGCAGAACCCCGUCUGUCCAUUUAUGGCCGUUCUCCUGACGAGUGGACCAGUCUUGCAAAAUGGUUCAUUCAGCAAAAGUUAUACUCCCCCAAUUUAAGAUGGAUGAUACAAGUGCCUAGAAUCUAUGACAUUUUUAGGUCCAAGAAGAUAGUUCCAAGCUUUGGCAAGAUGCUGGAGAACAUCUUCCUCCCUCUGUUUGAGGCCACUGUUAACCCUCAGAAGCACAAGGAGCUGCACAUUUUCCUGAAAUAUGUGACUGGCUUUGACAGUGUGGAUGACGAGUCCAAACACAGUGACCACAUGUUCUCAUAUAAGAGCCCAAAACCUGAAGAGUGGACCAUGGAGGAAAACCCACCGUACAGCUACUACAUUUUCCACAUGUAUUCUAACAUAAUGGUGCUCAACAACCUGCGCAAGGAGCGUGGCCUUAGCACAUUUCAGUUCCGUCCUCACUGUGGGGAAGCAGGCUCCAUCACCCACUUGGUGUCAGCCUUUCUCGCUGCAGAUAACAUCUCACACGGCCUCAACUUGAAAAAGAGUCCCGUGCUGCAGUACCUGUACUACCUGGCUCAGGUGCCUAUUGCCAUGUCUCCUCUAAGCAACAACAGCCUCUUCCUGGAAUAUUCCAAGAACCCGCUGAGAGAGUUCCUCCAUAAGGGCCUGUGUGUCUCACUUUCCACUGAUGAUCCCAUGCAGUUCCACUACACCAAAGAGGCACUGAUGGAGGAGUACGCUAUCGCAGCCCAGCUGUGGAAGCUCAGUACAUGCGAUGUGUGUGAGAUAGCCAGAAACAGUGUUAUACAGAGCGGUCUUUCACAUCAGGAGAAGAAACACUUCUUAGGUGAGAACUACCUACAGGAUGGGCCAGAGGGAAACGACAUCCGCCGCACCAACGUAGCACAGAUCCGUAUGGCCUACAGACACGAGACCAUGUGUAACGAGCUCUGCUUCCUGGUGGAUGCUGUAAAGUCUGUGUGAAUACCUCGUGAUCAGAGUUCUGGUUCAUAUUACUCCAAAAAAAUCCAAAGCUGCACAGUGGAAAGCAAUAGGAAAGUGGGACUUUAACCCUUUGAUGCACAACCUGGGUCAAAAGUGACCCAACUGAGUUUAUAUUUUCUAUAUCUUUGCAAUAAAUUAAUUUCGUCAUUCAAGCUUCCAUGAAUUCCUCAAUUAACUUGUUUUUGAUCAUCACAAAUCCUUAUUUCAGUUUUAUAUUUUUUGCUUUUUUAAUAAAAAUCAUUUUUGUAUCACUACCCUUCUAAUGCACAACAUGGGUCAAAAAUGACAUUUGUAAGUGUUUGUAGUCAAAAACAUAUUUACUGAUCUUUUGAAAGACAACCAAAGAUUAGGCUCUUGAAUCUUGAAUAUGUCCAAUACUAUUUGCUUGCUAGCUGUUUACAUAUUCUAGUAUAGAUAGCUUUUAUUAGCUAAGACAGCAAAUACAUGAAUAACUGACAAAUGUGCAUAUGAAAAUAUUCUUGAAUGGAUGAAUAUGGGUCAUUUUUGACCCAUGUUGUGCAUUAGAAGGGGUUUGCUUAGCUUGUGCAUCAAAGGAUUAAAUCCUGCAUGAAAGAGAUACACUGUAGGAAUCGUACUGUACUGAACCUUGCACUCGUCACCAGAGUGCAAUACUGAGUAUCAUUCUAGGUCAGAUUUAUUUAGAUAAAACAAAUACAGUAUAUGCAUGGUUUAAAUAAAACAAGGUGGUUAUUUGGGCUUUUGUUUUGUAAAAAUGAUUUACAUUUAGCUGUAUUAGGAAAUACUUGUUUACCUGUAUGCUUUGCAUGGAAUACUGGAAAAAAUUGAACUUUUCUACUUUGUGAAACUCGUUAAACUGCCUUUGGGUGGGUAAAACUUCUUGUAUUACUUGGAACAAUGUCUUGUUUGUUUUGAACACUUGUUUUUUUUAACACUGGACAAGAAUGGUGCACAUAGCAAGGUGUAAAUGUAGUACACAUACAGAAUUAUGCACUUGAAAAUUUUCACUGGUCUAUAAAGAUAAAAAAAACUAUAAACAUAAGAUGUGGGCUUUUCUAAA